This is a messenger RNA of Magnolia sinica, 619 nucleotides long. Its product is annotated as cell wall / vacuolar inhibitor of fructosidase 2-like. NCBI's taxonomy places the organism in Eukaryota, Viridiplantae, Streptophyta, Magnoliopsida, Magnoliales, Magnoliaceae. Gene Ontology annotation, molecular function: enzyme inhibitor activity. Bases 1 to 549 code for a protein of 182 amino acids. The transcript has a single exon. The record is from RefSeq and is a predicted model, not a curated record.
AUGGCCAAUGCAUUCCAUCCGUUCCUUGUUUUCCCACUCGCUCUCGCUCUCUCUCUCAUCUUCAACCUAUCAUCUGCAGCCUACAACAGCACUGAUUUGAUUCAAACAACAUGCAACAAAACAAACGACUACCAGCUCUGCAUCUCCUCUCUUGAAUCCGAUCCUCGAAGCUCCACCGCAGAUCUAAAUAUCUUUGCUAAGAUCAUGAUCGAGCUAACACUGUCUAACGUAACGGACACUUAUUCAUUCAUCGCUAAGCUGAUCAACGACACCGAGAUCGACCACGUCCUGAAAAUCUGCCUUUACGAUUGCUCGGCCGUCUAUGAUAUCGGCGUCAAUUACCUCAAAGACGCUCUUACGUAUCUUGAUCUGAAGGCUUACAUUGAAGUGGCCAAGUUGGUGGGGUCCGCCGGAGGUGAAGGUGUGGAAUGUGAUAAUAUGUUCAAAAAACCGCCUGUGCCUAAAUCACCUUCGCCAUUAACGUAUAGAAAUGAGAUCUUGGAAAAGCUAUGUAGUAUUAGUAAGGUGAUUGUAAGUCUCCUUGGUUGAUCAUAGUCGUUGGUUCCUUUUAUAUAGUUUAUCUGUUUUGGGUAAUUGAAAGUAGAUUUUGAUUUGAUGA